Molecule: messenger RNA, 3434 nt
Organism: Colletotrichum navitas
Lineage: Eukaryota; Fungi; Ascomycota; Sordariomycetes; Glomerellales; Glomerellaceae
Product: cohesin loading factor
Exons: 5
Coding region: 217-3057 (946 amino acids)
Biological process (GO): maintenance of mitotic sister chromatid cohesion; mitotic sister chromatid cohesion
Cellular component (GO): chromatin; SMC loading complex
Molecular function (GO): double-stranded DNA binding
Source: RefSeq, a predicted model, not a curated record
GGCGGUCUGUGCAUCGUGCAUCGGCCAGCAACAAGUGCACGUGUGAUUAUGUAAGAGAUACAAGGGCCACGAACCAACCUAACUCUCGACCGACAGAGUCUUGUGACCUGCAGAUGCGGCUAUUGGACAGCAACCGCGUCGCAACAAGUUCCGUUCAACAAAGCGACCACCGAGACUCCAUGUAGCAAAACCUGCGAUCCAUAUGCCGUCCCAAAGAUGACAUACCGGGGCUCACUGCCUUCGGGGCAGGCCUUCAACGGCCAGCAGCAAGUUCCCCAACCGUACCACAACCCCUACGGUAGCGGCAAUGGGAACGGCAGCGACAAUAGUCAGAACCCAACCUACGCGAAUGCUCCAUAUGGCGGCCACGAGCAGGCGCAACCCGUUCACGGGAACUAUCAUCACUCGCCGGCACCGGCACUUGCCCCUAUUCUUCCUGCUCCUACGCCCAUGAAUAUGCAGGCCAACGGUUAUGGCCAAUUUCCUGCCUAUGGCAGCACGUUUUCGCAACAGCAGCAGCAGCACCCACAUCCGCAACAGCAGCAGCAACCGCAACCGCAACCGCAUUACCCCCACCAUCACCAGACGCAACAACCGUUUGUUCACAACAGUGCGGUGAAUGUUCAGUUUGCGCCUCCUCACUCGUUUCCCCAGAACACGCAUGUCUCGCGAUCUCCCGCGCUCGCGUCUGCGUCUACCCCGACCCCAACGGCGCCCGUAUACGCCGAAUACCAGCCGACAACGCAGUUGCAACACCAACCACAAUUCCAACCACACUACCAGCAACUGCCGCUGCCUCCCCCUCAGCCUCCUGCUCAACCGCAGCAGCAGCAGCACCAACCGCAACAGCAGCACAAAUCUCAGCAGCAGCAGCAGCAACGCAGCCCGCAAGUCUUCCCGGCAGUACCUCAGUAUGCUCAGUUUUCUCAACCGACCAUGGGCCAAACUCAGAGUGUACCGGUUCUAAACCAAACCUUCACCGAACCUCCCCAAGUUCAACCGAGUCCCGAACCCAACUUCGCCAACUCGCCAACUGUACAACCCGCUCGGUCUCCCAGCAUAGCUCGGAAGUCGCCGGCGAUAUCUUCGAUGAACUCCCCUGCAAUAUCUUCUAGGGGCUCUCCGGCCUUGUCGUCGAAAGCGAGGUCGUACGACACGACCACGAUUCUGAUACAUGUGGCGGAAGAGUGUUUCGAGAAGGCCCGCCGUGGUGUACAGAGAGUCGCGGUAUCGGGCUCAGACGACCAGUUGCGCGAGUAUCAAAAACUGAUUACAACCGGACUAGCUUGUCUCGAGGCCGCCUUCCAGAGCAACAGACUGUCUCCAAGGCAGGAGGCGAAAGCGAGGCUCAGAUAUGCUUCUAUCUUAUGCGACGAGACGGAGAACCUGCAAGAAGCGGAAACGGCCUUGAGUAAGGGCAUAACCAUAUGUGACAAGCAUAGAUACACGGACCUCAAAUACUGCAUGCAGUAUCUUCUACUGAAGGUACUGUUUCAGCGUAACCAAAAGGCGGCCUUCAUUGCUGUCGACAAGAAUAUCUCGGACUGUUUGACUUUCAAACACAUUCACUGGGUUUACGCUUUUCGUUUGUUGAAGGCCACACUCCAUGUCCAUGCGGGUAGUCCGCCUGAUGCCGCAGUUUUGGACAACUUGCGAGCGGUUGCUGCACUUGCUGGCGAACGAGGCGAUCACGCCAUGGUUGUCUUUGCUUCUCUUAUGGAAGGCUUAUCUGUUCUGAGAACCAUGCGCACUGACACUAUUGAACGUGUGCAAACCUGUUUGGCUCAGGCUACGAAGUACCAAUUGGACCCGUCAGUACAAAUACCGCAGUUGGACGUCCUGACACUCCUACUCGAUCUUGCUUGCAGUAUGCAUCAGAAGACGCCCGACAUACUAAUCCACAAAUUGCGAUCACUGCAAGCGAAGCUGGAUGCGAACCUGGGGUCUCAGACCUGGACCGACUUGAACCCGGAGAUAUUGAUCCCCAUAAAAAAACACAACGCUACUUCCGCGACUCUAAGCGCUGACACCUCCGCGAUUCUCCGGGCUGGGUCCUCGAACGGCCAACAUGAUUACAUCGUAAUGACUUUCCUGAACAGACUCGAGAUCGUUGUCUUAACGUAUACUUUCAGCGGUUUGGCCGGCAUGUAUCGGCCUGGCUCGGAUCCGAAGAGAAGCCAUGAGUUUUGGAAAGAAGGUUUUGAUGUACUGGCGAAGUGGAACAAGGAGAUUGCCCCCAGCGUCCCUGCGGCAUCGCUACGAGAAGCCAUGGAGCAGGCUAAGUGGAGAACCGAGAUAUUCUGUUACCUUCAAACGCUGACGGGAUUGUACUUUGCAACCCACAGCCAAUGGUCGAAAGUCGAACAGUGCGUGGCGCAGCUGCAGCAGGCCAUUACGCCCGCUGUGAACGAGAUAUUCAGCGUGUUCUCACUCUAUCUUUCUGGAGUGUAUCAUCAAGGCACCGGCGACCUCGAAACGGCGCUUAUCUUGUUUGAAGACGAGAGGCUGAGCAUUCACGCAGGCCGCGGAGGGCCAGGUGGCAGAAAGCCUGCCAAGCUGGAGCUCUGCAUUCUUGCCGCUCUGAAUCGUAUUUGGAUUCUCCAAGACUCGUCGUAUCGCGACGAGCUGACAUCCACCGAUCUGUUGGAGCAGUUGCGGCCGAUGUGCACCGAUCACCAAGAUCCAGAUAUCCGAACCGCUUUCAAUCUCGUCCAAGCGACAGCCAGUACUUUGCCCCCUCCGUCGAUGCACCAGAUCAAAACGAGUAUUACGAACUCGUUGAACGGUUCGAAGGUGACGGGCAACACGCACUGUUUGGCGAUCGCUCUCAGUAUUAUGCGAUUUAGACUGUUUGACAACGUGGUUGGCGAGCAGGCGCUCAAGAGUGCAAGGGCAGCCUCGACGCAGGCGAAGCGAAGUGGAAACCUGCUCUGGAUGAGCGUCGCAGACGGCAUGCUAGCCGACUCUUUUGAAGUCCAAGCACUAUUUGCGGACGCAGACUCAGCACGCCAGACCGCCACAGACUAUGCGUCUCACGCAUUUACUGGAAAGGAGUAGGCUCGGAUGAGUGAGGGUCAUGUGUUCACGGCUUUGGGACAGGCGUCUGGUCUUGUACGGUGUUCGGCCUGGCAUAAGUUGGUUGUUUGGGAAAGCAUAAUACCCCCCGAUAUGUACGUCGCGACAUGAGGUGGCGAUGUUGAUCAGGAGAUGAUGGACCCCGAGAUCGGGUCUUUUCAAUUUGUUGUUAAAAGGUAGAGGCUGCACAGAACUGAGAGAUUGCCGCAAUAAAGCGCACUGUGAUCCAUUUGUAGAUUUCCGUCCUCUCUCUCUUUAAUGGACAGCACGCACGCACGGGCACAUGUGGGUCUCUGGCGCGCGUAAUGUGCCGCGUCCCGUCGUUGGUUGCUGCACCUCUUAAAAAAAAUUGCCCAAGC